AUGGAAGAUUUAGGAAUUGCAACUAGUAACAUGGAAGAGCUUAAGUGCUUGGUUUGCAACAAAUAUUUUAGGUAUAAAAGAACUUUAAAGAGACACUCAAUUACUUGUGGCUCUAAAGAGUCUAAAAAUAUUAAUAGCGUGCAAUGUCCAGAUUCAGCUUGUAAUAAAACAUUCACAAACAAAAAAAACUUAAAAUUUCAUAUAGAGGCAGACCAUGGUGUGAAAUUACUAAACGAAAAAAGAACGUUUGCAACUCUUCAUGAUUUCAAGGAAUGGAAAUUAAAACUGGAAGAUGAUAAUUUAUGUUUUUAUGCGUUAAGUGCUCGUAAGACUGUAGGACAGAAUAAAACUAUAACGUAUCUGGAUUGUCAUCGAACCGGUAAUUUCCAAAGUAGAUCAACAGGUGUCCGUAAAAUUAAAAGUCAGGGCACAAACAAAAUUGGAUCUACAUGUCCAUCGUCAAUGGUAUAAAUUUAAAAUUUCUUAAUCUUGACGUUUCGUUUUUUUUUUUUACUUAAUAUUCUGUUUUAAUACUCAGAUAGUAGUAAU
Molecule: messenger RNA, 549 nt
Organism: Aphis gossypii (cotton aphid)
Lineage: Eukaryota; Metazoa; Arthropoda; Insecta; Hemiptera; Aphididae
Exons: 2
Coding region: 1-471 (156 amino acids)
Source: RefSeq, a predicted model, not a curated record